AUGACGAAUCCGAAAUCUGUGCCUAAAAAUGUCGAUUCUAAAAACUAUAAUGAUUACAUUCUUCAAUUAAAUCGAUGGUUUCUCAAGCCCAUCGGUGCUUGGCCGCAAACAGACGCGUCAGGCAUUGUCUGGAAGAUCGUUGUGUUAUUACAAAUUUUUAUUUGUGUAACUAUAGUAACGUUUAUAAUGGUACCGUGUAUGUUGUACAUGUUAUUAGAAGAGAACGAUAUCAAGUUAAAAUUGAGCGCGAUGGCACCACUGAUUCACAGAAUUAUGGGCUCGGUAAAUUAUUGGACGUUGCUAACACGCAGCAAUGAUAUUCGCAAUUGUAUAAAACAUAUGGAAACUGAUUGGAAGCUCAUACAAAGGAUCGAAGAUCGGGAUGUGAUGCUGCAACAUGCCAAGUUUGGUCGCUUCAUCGCCGGAAUCUGCGGCGUGAUUAUGCAAGGAGGUACAUUCUUAUUCAGCAUAGCCAAAGCGAUGAAAACUGCAACUAUCGUUGUUGACAACGAGACGUUGACGAUGCAUCCGAUGACGUGUCCGAUUUAUAGCAAGAUCAUCGAUACGAGAUUCAGUCCGGUGAACGAAAUCGCACUGAUUAUACAGUUCCUGUCGACGUUUAUAGUAAGUUCCUCUACUGUCGGUGCUUGCAGUAUGGCUGCUGUCUUCGCGAUGCAUGCUUGCGGUCAACUAAAUGUAUUAUAUACAUGGCUGCACGAACUUGUUGGGAGCCAAAAGGAGAGAAAUCAUAUAACUAACAAUGAGAGAAAAUUAGCUAUUAUAGUGAAACAUCAUUUGAGAGUGUUGAACUUCAUAUCACGUAUAGAAAGUAUUAUGCAUAAAGUCUCUCUUGUGGAGUUGGUGGGAUGCACGAUAAAUAUGUGCUUACUUGGAUAUUAUUGUAUUAUGGCUUGGGAAACGGUCGAUGCAGCAAAAAUAACAUCGUACGUUAUCGUAUAUUUGUCAAUGGGAUUCAAUAUUUUCAUAUUUUGUUAUAUCGGAGAAAUUAUUACAGAGCAGUGCAAGCAUGUCGGAGAAAUGGCAUAUACGACUAACUGGUAUAAACUACAUCACAAAACUUCACGUAAUCUCGUUUUGAUUAUUGCACGAUCGAGUAAUGUAAUCAAGAUCACGGCGGGAAAAUUAUUUCAAUUAUCUAUCGCAACUUUUGGUGACGUAAUUAAAACUUCUGUAGUAUAUUUAAAUCUUUUACGAACGUUGACUAUGUGA
Molecule: messenger RNA, 1230 nt
Organism: Cataglyphis hispanica
Lineage: Eukaryota; Metazoa; Arthropoda; Insecta; Hymenoptera; Formicidae
Product: odorant receptor 4-like
Exons: 5
Coding region: 1-1230 (409 amino acids)
Biological process (GO): sensory perception of smell; detection of chemical stimulus involved in sensory perception of smell
Cellular component (GO): plasma membrane
Molecular function (GO): odorant binding; olfactory receptor activity
Source: RefSeq, a predicted model, not a curated record